This is a messenger RNA of Euleptes europaea (tarantolino), 3422 nucleotides long. RefSeq names its product DIS3 like 3'-5' exoribonuclease 2 (gene DIS3L2). The transcript has 22 exons. Gene Ontology annotation, molecular function: RNA binding; 3'-5'-RNA exonuclease activity. Gene Ontology annotation, biological process: miRNA catabolic process. Gene Ontology annotation, cellular component: P-body; exosome (RNase complex). The record is from RefSeq and is a predicted model, not a curated record. NCBI's taxonomy places the organism in Eukaryota, Metazoa, Chordata, Lepidosauria, Squamata, Sphaerodactylidae. The coding region runs from base 66 to 3422 and encodes 1118 amino acids.
GAAGGCGGAAGUUGGGAAUUUUGAAGCUGCUACAGCUGGAAGGAGGCAGGUGAUAUUCCUGGAGAAUGGAGCCUCAAGGGAUUGCCCGAGGCGCCCCUGCCCACGCUCCCAAAGACGGCCCCGGCAAGGCUGCCGUGCCCCAGAAGAAUGCUUACGCCCGGCUCGUACAGAAGCACCACAGCGGGAGGUUCCGGUCCUACCUGAACCACAUCGCUCAGAAGCUCCAGCUGGAGGACGGCGCCCUCAACGACUCGGGCUUGGACCCCGAAGCAGCCGCGAAGGGUGGCCUGGUGAGGGAAGCCCUGUCGAGAAACGGGGUGCAGGCGCCCGGAUGCUUGCCCGCUGGGGUUCUGCAGCUGGGGCCCGAGAAUCUGAGCGAAGGCAAAGAUCUGAGCAUUGCCGGGAAGAGAAGAGAGCCUGGCCCUGGCAGAGGAGAGGAGGAUGAGGUAGUGGAAGACGAGGAUCCGGCUCCUAAUUGGCGUGGCGAUGCAGCUGUCUCGUCAGGCGCAAGGCAGGUACGGGCCAGCCGGGGGACAGCGCCCAGGCCGGACUUCUCUCCGCACAAAACCCCCGACUUCGAAGAGAGGGACAGAGAAGAGCCGUGGAAGAGCAGCCGGGAGGGCCAUGCCACUGCGGGCAAAGCAGAGAGCUUCGCUUCACCAGGGCAGUUCAGCUCGGAUUUGCCGGCAAACGCCAGGAAGGGCAGUCACUUGUCUCCCAGCCAAACCCAGGGAGGAGACAGGCGAGGGCUAGCGAGGACCAGGAACAACUCCGAAUCGGCCAGAGCUGCCCCGCAUGUGGACCGGAGGCGCCAACUCUCUGAAUCCCAGGCAGAUACGAUGAACAGCUCUGACUGCAGGGUGGCUCUCAGGCAGCUGGGAACUCCCAGAGGAGGCCCCUAUGCUACUUGUUCAACCCCUGGUGACAGGAAGAAUCGGAAUAAGACGGCUCGGGGCAGGAAGAAGGUGUUUGAAGCCUACAUGUCAAAGGAGGAGGUCUCGGCAGGCCUGAAAAGGAAGCAGCUGAUCCAGGGAUCCUUGAGAAUAAACCCCAAGAAGUACCACGAGGCCUUCAUUCCAUCUCCAGACGGCAUCCGGGAUAUCUUCAUCGAUGGCGUCGUUUCUCGCAACAGAGCUCUGAAUGGGGACAUUGUGGUGGUGAAGCUGCUUCCGAAGGACCAGUGGAAGGUAAUCAAGCCCGAGGGUGGUGACAAUGAAGCGGAAGCUGCUCAAGGAUCAGAUGCCCCCAGGAAUUCACUGGGUGCCUCCGUUCCGAGCAAUCCAGCCAAAGGGGAUGCCGACAGCCCAGACGUUAUCAUAGAGGCUCAUGUUGACGGUGACAACGAAGACCCUGAGCACAGGCAAGAGACCUCAAGUGAGGCAAAGGAUCUCGGGCAGCUGUCCUCUGGAGCUGGCGAAAAGGGGCGGGACCCAGAGACCUGCGGGGGCCGCCAUGCAAGAGGGGAAGACUCCCCCAAGGCAAAUGAUCCAGACCAGUUCCUUCAAAAGACGGGCAAGGUGGUCUACAUCUUGGAGAAGAAGCACUCUCGGGCGGCGAUGGGCUCCCUUCGGCUCUUGACCGACCGCAACAGUGAACUCUUCAAGAAGUGCGCCAUGUUCUCCCCCGUGGACCACAGGGUGCCUCGGGCCUACGUCUCUUUGGCCGACUGCCCGCCGGAUUUCGCCUCCAGACCUGAGGACUACUCCAGCACCCUCUUCAUCUGCCGCAUCGUGGACUGGAGGGAGGACAGCAAUUUUGCCAUCGGGCAGUUGGCCCAGAGCCUCGGCCAGGCUGGGGAAAUUGAGCCGGAAACGGAAGGCAUCCUGACGGAAUACGGUGUGGAUUUCUUGGACUUCUCUCCAGAGGUCCUGCAGUGCCUGCCCCAGAGCCUGCCAUGGGUUAUCCCGCCGGAAGAGCUUGCCAAAAGACGAGAUUUAAGGGAGGAAUGCAUCUUCACGAUUGAUCCAUCAUCUGCCAGGGACCUUGAUGAUGCCUUGUCUUGCAAAUUGCUUCCUGACGGUAACUUUGAAGUGGGAGUUCACAUCGCCGAUGUCAGCUAUUUUGUUCUGGAAGGAACAGCGCUGGAUAAGAUUGCAAGCAAGAGGGCGACAAGCGUCUACCUGGUGCAGAAGGUCAUCCCCAUGCUGCCGAGAUUGCUUUGUGAAGAGCUCUGCAGCCUCAAUCCCAUGGCCGACAGGCUCACUUUCUCCGUCAUCUGGAAGCUGACUCCUGAAGGCAAGAUCCUUGACGAAUGGUUUGGGCGGACGACGAUCUGUUCCUGUGCCAAGCUCAGCUACGACCACGCCCAGAGCAUGAUCGAGAACCCGGAAAAGGAGUUGACGGCAGAGGAGCUCCCACCUGUGUCUCCCCGGCACUCAAUCAACGAAGUCCGCCAGGCCGUCCUGAGCCUCCACCUGAUCGCCAAGCAGUUGCGCAAGCAGCGCUUCGUCGACGGCGCUCUCCGCUUGGACCAGCUGAAACUCUCGUUUACUUUGGACAAAGAGAGCGGGAUGCCGCAAAGCUGCUACGUCUAUCAGUAUCAGGAAAGCAACAAGCUUGUGGAGGAGUUCAUGCUCUUGGCCAACAUGGCCGUGGCCCACCAGAUCUACCGCUCCUUCCCGGCCCAGGCCCUGCUGCGCCGCCACCCGCCGCCCCUGACCAAGAUGCUGAACGACCUCUCCGAGUUCUGCAGCCAGAUGGGCCUGGAGAUUGACUUCAGCAGCGCCGGAGCUUUGCACAAAAGCCUGAGUGAAACUUUCGGGACUGGCAAAUACGCAGAAGCCAGGAAGGCGGUGCUGACCAACAUGUUCUCCCGACCCAUGCAGAUGGCCGUCUAUUUCUGCACCGGGGAGCUGGAGGACGAGGCUCUCUUCUGCCACUAUGCCCUGAACGUCCCCCUCUACACCCACUUCACGUCGCCCAUCCGCCGCUUCCCAGACAUCCUGGUGCAUCGGCUGCUCUCCGCUUCUCUCGGUGCCGGCCCCGCCCUGAGGAUGAAGAGCGACGAGAUCCAGAAGCAAGCGGAUCACUGCAACGACCGGAAGAUGGCGUCCAAGAGGGUGCAGGAGCUGAGCGCCGAUCUCUUCUUUGCCAUCUUUGUCAAGGAGCACGGCCCCCUGGAGUCAGAAGCCAUGGUGAUGGGCGUCCUCAACGAAGCCUUUGAUGUCCUGGUCCUGAAGUUUGGCGUCCAGAAGCGCAUCUACUGCAACGCAUUGCCGCUGGUGGGAUUCCAUUUCCAGAAGCUGGGCAAGAAGCCGCAGCUGAGCCUGAUGUGGGAGCCGGAGAGCCCCGAGCAGGAUGCUGUUCAACAGGACAUCGCUAUUUUCACCUUGGUGGAGGUCGUGCUCAGGUCGGACAGCGUUCCCUUGAAGUACAGCGCAGUGCUGAAGAGGCCCAGCGGGAUGGAGGGGGGUGCCUCCUGA